This is a messenger RNA of Oldenlandia corymbosa var. corymbosa, 3799 nucleotides long. NCBI's taxonomy places the organism in Eukaryota, Viridiplantae, Streptophyta, Magnoliopsida, Gentianales, Rubiaceae. The record is from the annotation of a GenBank genome assembly.
GUUUUUAAUAGUUCAUCGACUUUUCUUUCACUAAAUAAAGUAUUCAGCGAUUAAAAUUUGGAUUAUGAAAAGGCAGCAGUUAUUAGGACUUGGUAGUUUCUAGUAGUAGUUAAUUUCAGUGUUGACCUUGGUAUUGGUUUACUCUGUUGAGUCUAUUCUUAUCAUCUUUGAGACCUCAAUCAUUGGAUCAUAACUCAUAAGUUGAGUUGACUCCAAUGUGCUGUUUCUCUUGUUUUCCUCUUCAAUCUGAAACCCAGAAAUUGAUCCUGCAGUUGAUUUGGUGUUCCUGUUGACAAGAUGGAUUUCCCUAAGUUUUCUUUGGAGGUUAAAGAUGUGCUCAAGGGAAUCAGUCUUCUCAGGAGUAAGAAUGGCAAAGAAUAUGAAUUUGACCUUGUGAUUUUCUAUGCAAGGAUCUGGUUUCUGAAGGCUGAGAUCUUUGUCCACAGCCGCAGCACUUCUCUGACAACAUCUGUGGAGGAUUUCAUUGUAAGCCUUUAUGAGGGUUCUAUAUUUCUGCUCAAAUCAUUUUCUUCCUCUCUGCAGCAGGAUAGUACUGAAAAGCAAUUUUUGAAGCUCAUAGAAGCAAUUCCUGGGCGGGUGGAAUCUCUCUUGGCAUCUUCUCAAUGCGAUGACUUUAUGAUCGGAAAUGGAACCGGGGCAAGGGACUUACUUUACAAGUUUCUGGUACAGGCCAAGCUCUUCAAGGCAGAGAUGUUGAUACUGGAAUUACUAAAUGAGAGUAUUGAAGAUAGUUUGAAGCAGCAGAUUGGAAUUCUUCGGGAGGGUCUCAUCUUAUUGAUCAAAUCAGAGAUUAAUCUACAAGAGGAGGAGGAUACAGAGAAUAAAAUCCUACUGUUGGCUGAUAUUGAAGGAUUGGCUGCUGAAAUUAUCUCUCUCUGCGGGUCGUGCCAAGCUGACAAUAUAGAAUCUCAACUUUCUCUCUUGCUGGGAAAGGUUCAGGUUCUGAAGACAAAGCUCAAAGAUCUUUAUUUCCAGGUUCCCAAGUUAAGUGUCCCAAAAACUCUUGGGUUGGCUUAUAUUAAAUUGCUGCUGGGGGUUUUAAAACAGCUGCCUAGCCGGAGUCGUGAGGCUGUAGCAUGUGCUAAUUAUCAGUUUGAAGCUAUUCAUGGGGAUUUGGAGCUCAUAUCAUGUAAUUAUGGGCACAUUUUUAAUAAGGAUAACAUUAACAAUCAAAAAACCUUCGAUGAUAUCAGGACCCGGCUUGUUAAUGCUGCACAACAUGUAGAAUAUGUGAUGGAAUCAAUGGCGAGUUCAAAUGAUAUAAAUUCUCAUUAUUUGCUGUGGCUUUUUCAUCUGUCGGAAGAGAUUACUGACAUUAAAAAGCAGCUGGUUGAGUAUUGCGAGAACAGCACCACUAUUGAUGUUGAAGUUGAGACACAUUUGUAUAGGUACCAGCAUUUGGUGCCGCCACCCCCAACUGAAACAAUGGUUGGUUUCAACAAAGAAAAAGAUGCUAUAAUUAAUCGGCUCACUACAGGCACAACUCAGCUAGAAGUUGUCUCAAUCACUGGAAUGCCCGGCAUAGGUAAGACCACUUUAGCCCAGAAUGUGUUCAACAGUCCUAUUAUUGAAGGCCACUUCCAUACUCGUAAAUGGUGUCGUGUUUCUCUACCCUUUAGAAAGAGUCACUUGUUUCUUGAUCUGUUGUUGAGUUUUUCCGAAGUUAAAGAUGACAUCCGUGAAAUGAGUGAUGAUGACAUAUGCCUUCAGUUGCAUCUUUACUUGAGGUCAAGAAGGUAUCUCAUUGUUUUGGAUGAUGUCCGGAGUUCUGCUGCAUGGGAUGAUUUGAAGAGUUCCUUUCCGGAUGGCUCAUUCGGAAGUAGAAUUUUGAUGACCAGUUGCAUCUAUAAUGUGGUUCAAAACCCUCAUCUGCUUCAAGGACUCUCCUCAGAUGAAAGUUGGGAAUUAUUACAGAUGUUGAUAUUUGGUAAUGAAGGGUGCCCUCCAGAAUUGGCUGAAGUUGGACAGCAAAUUGCUGGAAAGUGCAGAGGCCUGCCACAUGCUAUUGUUUCUGUGGCUAAACUUCUAAUUAAGAAGCCCAAGGCCCAGUGGGAAAAAGUUGCAGAAAGUGCCAGCUUGCAGAUAGUAAAUGCUAAGCGGAGAGAGUACAUGAAAAUCUUUGAAAGAAGCUAUGAGCAUCUGCCAGAUCAUUUGAAGCAGUGCUUCCUUUAUUUUGGAAUGUGCCCGAAGGACGAGAAUGUUUCAGUUCAGAGGUUAUUAUGGCAGUGGAUCGCAGAAGGAUUUAUACCUGAAAUGAAGCCUAAGAGCUUAGAAGAUCUUGCUGAGGAGUAUUUGAUGGAUCUAAUUCAGAGAAGCUUGGUUAUACUGGCUAAACAAAGAUCUGAUGGUGAGGAAAAAACAUGCCGAGUUCACGAUCAAAUACUUGAUUUUUGCUUGUUAAAAGCUAAGGAAGAAAAAAUCUUACAGCUGAUGCCUACUGAACCUUAUUAUGAUUCGAAUUUCAUAAAUUCUGGGCAUCGAGUUUCAAUUUGUGGAGAUUCAGAACCGUUCAUUGCAAGCAGACCUUCUGGCCCGUAUCUUCGAUCUCUUCGUUUCUUUGAUACAAGUGAAAUGUAUGCCGGAUGUGAUAGUGAUGUCUCAUUCAUUUUUGAGAACUUCAAUUCUCUUAAGGUGUUGGACCUGGAAUCCAUUAAUAUAGGCAAUUCACUGCAAGAUGGAAUCAACAUACCAAUUCAUUUGAAGUAUCUGGGAGUUGGUGGUGACAUGGACUCUCUUCCACCUUCUUUGUCCAAACUUCAGGACCUGGAAACUUUGGUGGUGAAGGGAUUGAUGAAUAAGUUUGUUCUGCCAGACAACAUUUGGUGCUUGACAAAAUUACGUCAUGUUCGUGUAAGUAACCAUUGCAUUUUCACAUUGCAAUCUGACAGAAGUGGAAGCGACUCUAAGCUGGACAGCUUAGUAUCACUUUCCAUUCCAUAUUUUACUUGGGGAGAGGAGACAAAUAAAACAAUUGAAAGGUUUCCCAGUCUUCGAAAAUUCAAAUGCGUAUUCUUACAACCAAAGGUCGGUUCUAUGAAUGUUGGUUGGCUUCCUGAUUUAGGAUCUCUUCACCAGUUGGACAAGCUAGAGGUAAGAUACCAUGGAAGGCCUCUCAAAUCUGGUGUAUUUAACUUGCCAGGAAGGCCUCCCCAGUCUGGUUUAUUUAACUUGCCUCAAUGUCUGAAGAAGUUGACACUAUCAAAUUUCCAGUUGCCAUGGGAUCAGGCUUCAGCAAUUGGGAGUUUACCUAAUCUUGAAGUCCUCAAAUUGAUUUCUAAAGCCUUCGCGGGCUUAAGGUGGGAUGUUAGGGCAGAGGAGUUUGUUAAACUCAAGUACUUGAAAUUAGAGUCGUUAGACAUCGUGCACUGGGAUGUCUCCUUGGUUGAUGAUCCCUUGCCCCGGCUUGAGCAGCUGGUGUUGCGAAACUGCAAGCAGCUUCAGGAGGUUCCUUCAAGUUUCGCGGAAAUCUUCACAUUGCAGAGGAUUGAAGUUCACCAGUGUGGAGUUUCGGUUGAAGAGUCUGUUAGUCAGAUUGCUGAGAAGCAAAUGAACUUUGGGAACGAGGUUCUUAUCAGUGUCUUUUCUUGAUUGCAGAUGUUCUUCUUUUCAUAAAUGUGAUAACUACAAUCCUUUUGUAAAUUUCUCCUUAUAUUACUAAACACAGUUCAAGUAUGGGCCUUAUUUGCUUCCUGUUUCUGAGUCUGAGCAGUUAGAACAACAAAGGAAAGUAAAUUCUGACUAUGGUCCUCAUUCUUUUGAUUGCAAAUUUAACCACCUG